Molecule: messenger RNA, 405 nt
Organism: Trichomonas vaginalis G3
Lineage: Eukaryota; Parabasalia; Trichomonadida; Trichomonadidae
Product: methylmalonyl-CoA epimerase domain-containing protein
Exons: 1
Coding region: 1-405 (134 amino acids)
Biological process (GO): L-methylmalonyl-CoA metabolic process
Cellular component (GO): mitochondrion
Molecular function (GO): methylmalonyl-CoA epimerase activity
Source: RefSeq, a predicted model, not a curated record
AUGCUGAAAGACAUUUCAACAGUUGGUAUCGUUGUUCCACGUCUUGACAUCGCUCGUUCAUACUUUGAGCAGAUAUAUGGCGUUAUUACAUCUGAACCAGUUGAAUCUAAGCCUGGAAUUCUUUCAUCCAUUGCUCCAUUUAGAAAUACAAAGGUAGAACUUAUGGAACCAAUUGAUAAGGAUGGCCAUACAUCACAAGCUGAAUAUCUUCGUUAUCAUCCAAAGGGUGGAAUUCAUCAUAUUGCAUUUUCUACCGAUAACAUUGAUAACACGCUUGAGUCAUUCUCAGCCAUUGGUGUUAACCCACUUGAAAAGCCAAGACAGCACCCAUCACUUCACAAGAAGACAGUCAUGUUAGAUCCUUACUACACACAAGAAAUUAUGACUGAGCUUGUUGAAGAAUAA